Bipolaris oryzae ATCC 44560 is the source of this 1950-nucleotide messenger RNA. RefSeq lists its product as uncharacterized. The record is from RefSeq and is a predicted model, not a curated record. The transcript has 2 exons. Lineage: Eukaryota; Fungi; Ascomycota; Dothideomycetes; Pleosporales; Pleosporaceae. Bases 1 to 1950 code for a protein of 649 amino acids.
AUGUCGGCUAAAGGGCUGUAUGAUCCUGAUCAGAGUGCUGUAGAUACCCGGUGGAUCCAGCCCUGGAGUGAGGCGUUCAGGGCUCAACGCGAUGUUGGACUCCGUGUUCCUAUCAAUUUCCAGACUGUGCCCGGUGUCUCGCUGACAGCAACGUGCUUCCCUCAGAAUCAGUUUGAGCAUGUUGCUUUCAAAAGGUGCUUUUCCAAUUUGCUUGCCGUGGGGUUUCGCAGGUUCACCGUGGAUACGUACUGGGAUCCUCUACGUCAAGUAUGGAGCUUGUGUCCUGUGGAGCUUCCUCGAGCAAACGGGGGUAACUCGAAUAGUGCAGAGGCGCCGGUGAGGACAAGCCAGACGGUAGUGCAGUCCAGUGAUACUGUGAGGGCUUCAAUACCAAUCUCAACAGUGCCUCUCCCUCCCGGGGCACAGAGACGCCAAGAGACGGCGACAUCCGUUGUAGGUUCAUCAUCAGCAACAGCAUCUCCAUCUGUUGUAUCUGCUUCUGCUUCUUCAGUAUCUUCGGCACCAACCAGUGCAGCAGCUCCCACUAUCAUCGACUAUCCGAGUCCAGAUGGGCCCCCAAUCUUGCAAAUCGGCAACUACAAUUGCACUUCUCUUACGACAUUAGAUCUGCUCACGGGGAUAUUGGAAGAUUUCCUAGACGCAACCUCCACUACUACUGGCGCUGCUCUAGUCCUGUUUUCAUUCAAUGUACAUGCCGCAUCCUCAAUUACCAACCCCAAUGCCGAUGCUCCUCUCCUUUCUCAAGGCCAACUUCCCGGACAAGGACAGCUCCUUAGCGAUGUACUGCGAGGAAAUAUCUCAGAUGAGAUGUAUAAGCCCACCAACCUGGCUGAUCAGCGAGCAAAUCUGAACAACUCUUGGUAUGAUGUUGAGUGGAACAACCAGCCAGUACAUGGAUACUACGAAGGGUUGAUCAACGCCGAGGGCCAGUCAUAUACGCGCAAUGGAUGGCCAACAGAAGCUUUCAUGGAGUUCAAAAAGCUAUUCCGCCUGGUUGCCAGCUACGGUACCAUUGACUCUCAAAUGCGUGAGUACAAUACCAGUGCCGACUCUGGCUACAUCUUCCCUGCAGGCACACUUUCCAACCAAAUCUCUACCUCCGUCGACUCAGAUGGCAGCGUAACAUCCGGCUGUCUCUUCGACCCUUCCUCCACCAGCAUCACAACCCCAAACGCCUCCUGGGCCCUCGCCACCGCCCCGCAACUCGACCUGCCCGCAACCCCCGACCUUUCCCUCCUCAUCCCCUCUAUCACCAACCUCACCCGCUGCGGCACCUCUCCCUUCCUCAAUCAAACCCUCGCUCGUACCCCCGCAAACCUCAACCCCCUCCCCUACGCCGCCUUCGUCCACUCAACCCUCUGGUCCUUUGCCCCAGGCGAACCUUUAAACGCCACCCAAAACGACGACGCCAACGCCCUAAACCGGUGCGUCGUAAUGUCAAAAUCCACAAACCCCAGCCGCUGGCGCACAACCGACUGCCGCGACCCCCACCGCGUCGCCUGCCACGACCCUUCUUCCCCUUACACCUGGCGCCUCUCCACCACUUCCUCCCCUUACGACUCCGCAGAAUCCCACUGCCCCCCUCCCACCCGCUUCAGCGUCCCCCACACCGCGCUCGAAAAUGCCCAUCUCUUCUCCGUCCUCGCCGCCAGCUCCGACGCCGACGCCGACGUUGUCUACGUAAAUCUAAAUAGUAUCGACACGCCCGACUGCUGGGUCGAGGGCCGCAACUCCACGUGUCCGUACCUGGCGAGUACGGAGACGGAUCGCACGCGGAUUGUGGUUGUGCCGACUGUGGCGGCCGUGAUUAUCUUCGUGUGUGCGGCGCUGACGUUUUUUGUAAAGUGUGCAGCGAAUCGGAGGGAGAAUGUUAGGGGGAGGAAACGGAGGGAGGUUGGGGGGUGGGAGUAUGAAGGGGUGCCUAGUUAG